UUUAGAGGGGCAAAGGGGAAUUCCUCAUUAUUUAUCCUUUUUUUUUAAUCUCUUCCUCUCCCUUUUACUAAUGAGGACUCGAUCUGUCUCUUCCGCCGCCGGUUGCUGAUGGACGACUCUAGCCCCCUCGUCGCCGGCGCCGCCACUUACCUCGUUCCUUUCCGGUGGUGGAAGGAGGCGCAAGAGUCGUCCUUGGAAGCAGCGGCCGAAGGGACGGAAGGGAUCCGCUACGAGGCGGUGCCCUCCUCAUCUUUGUCGAUCUCAGUCGAGUCCGAUCUCGUCUUCGAGCUACGUCGCGACGGCGGCAGCGACUCGAAACGGCCGGCAGCGGAAGACGAGGGGUUUUCUUGCAGAUGCUACGCGUUGAUUCGAAGAGAUGUGUGCUCGAUGGCUGUCAGAUGGCAUAAUGAUACGAUUCUGAACACGGAGAACUAUCUAGAUGCUUCAGAUGAUAUAUGCCCUCUGACACUUAGGAUCUCUGCUUCCCAGGACACAAGUACUAUAACAAUUAAGAUACGCAAGGAGGACAAUGUUACUGAGAGUUACAUUAAGGCGAGCACACUUUUUUCGGAUGAUUCUGAGCUGGUUUAUAUUUGGGAUUUUUCCAAGCAAAUAGAUCAUGCCAUAAUGAAUCUGCAGAAUAUAGAGUUUUUGGAUGGGCAACACCAAUCCGAGAAUGAGAUUCUUCUAGAGGUUCAAUUAUACGCUUCAUCAGAAGCCGUAACUUCUGAACAUGAAACCAGAAAGUAUUACCCAACAGUUCCUAUAUCCCAAAUGGCAAGUUCUUCCUAUGGUGGUGAUUUGUUUAUGAGCAAUGGAAGCAUAGAAACUAUGGAUUUUGAUCUUCACACAAAUGUUAGCUCCAUCAGAACAAGUACUUCAGGUCUGACAGGAUUGGAGAAUCUUGGAAAUACAUGUUUUAUGAAUAGUGCUAUCCAGUGCUUAGCCCACACACCGGAGCUUGUUCGCUAUUUCCAUGGAAACUACGCUAGAGAAAUAAACCGUGAGAAUCCACUAGGGAUGAAUGGUGAACUUGCUUUAGCAUUUGGCCUACUUUUGAGGAAGCUAUGGGCUCCAGGGAGAACACCAAUUGCUCCAAAUGUUUUUAAAUCAAAGCUUUCUUCUUUUGCCCCACAAUUCUAUGGCUUUAGCCAACAUGAUUGUCAAGAACUUCUGGCCUUUCUAUUAGAUGGGCUCCAUGAAGACCUAAAUCGCAUCAAACAGAAGCCCUAUGUUGAAGUUAAGGAUGCAUCUGGUCGUCCAGAUGAAGAAGUAGCGGAAGAGUACUGGACAAACCACUUAGCUCGCAAUGACUCCAUUAUAGUGGACAUCUGUCAUGGUCAAUACAGAUCAACUUUAGUGUGUCCUGUGUGCAAUAAGUUGUCCGUUACAUUUGAUCCAUUCAUCUAUCUGUCUCUUCCCUUACCGUCCACAAAAAUGCGUACAAUGACUGUUACUGUCUUCAGUACUGAUGGUCACAGCAGACCAACCCCUUACACUGUGAAUGUGCCAAAAUCUGGGAACUGCAGUGAUCUAAUACAAUCUUUAAGUAUUGCUUGUUCAUUAAAGCAGGAUGAGAGUUUAUUGGUUGCUGAGGUUUUCUGCAAUCGAAUAAUUCGUUUCCUAGAGGAUCCAUCUGAUUCAGUUUCUUUAAUUAGAGAUGGAGAUCAGCUUGCAGCAUACAGGCUCUCAAAAGAACUUGAAGAAUUCCCACUGAUUGUGUUUAUGCAUCAAACCAAAGACGAGCACUAUUUCACUGGCAGAUGGAAGGCAUUUGGUAUCCCUCUGGUUACUAGGCUACCAGGUUUGAGCACAGGACCUCUUGUCCGCGACUUGUUCUUGAAGCUACUUGGCCCAUUUCUAAGUCCUAAAGAAUCAACUUUGGAUGUUGAUAAAGAUAGUAUUUAUGAUGAGGAUGGGAUUACUAAUAUAGACUGUGACUCCAUUCUCCCUGAUUUUGAAGACAAUGCUACAGUUAAAGAAAAGCAUUUCCAUGAUGGAUUUCAGUUUUACUUGACAGAUGAGAACAGUCAAGUAAUGCUCUCAGAGAUAGAGAUGAAUGGGCCAAUUUGCCUAAUGGAGUUACAAAGUAAACUGUUUGUGCUUGUCAGUUGGCAUGAGAAACAAAUGACACAUUACAAUGUGAGCCUUCUUAAUACCUUACCCGAGGUUUACAAGUUUGGACUUUUAGCUAAACAGCCGCAGGAGUCGGUCUCCCUGUAUUCAUGCCUUAAAGCAUUUUUGAAGGAGGAACCACUAGGGCCAGAAGACAUGUGGUAUUGCCCAAGCUGCAAAAAGCAUCGGCAAGCUUCCAAGAAGUUGGACCUUUGGAGGUUACCAGAAGUUCUUAUCAUUCAUCUAAAAAGGUUUUCAUAUGACAUAUUUUCCAAUAACAAGCUGGAGAUGUUUGUGGACUUCCCAAUUCAUGACUUGGAUUUAUCAGGCUAUCUUGCUUGUAAUUCAAAAGAGCCGUCCAAAUAUCGAUUAUAUGCAAUCAACAACCAUUACGGGAACAUGGGAGGUGGUCAUUACACUGCAUAUGUUUAUCAUGAAACUGAAGAUCGUUGGUUCGACUUUGAUGAUCAGUUUGUUCUUCCCAUAUCGGAGGACAACAUAAAAUCAUCUGCAGCUUAUGUUCUCUUCUACGAGAGGAUUAGACCCAGAAGCUUGGGUACCUAAGCUAGACUGGUGUGGUACAGUGGACAGUAGAGCAGAAUCAUGGUCAGGGCACACUUUUCAUCGAUACUUAUCGUCCAUUAUUUGGGUGACGUAGACACAUGCUUGCCGAAAGGGACUUAAGGCAGUGAACACAGAGACAUCAUGAAGACAUGAAGUAAUCUUAAGCAGUUACAAAAUUCAGAAGAGCGGAAACGGUUGGACACCAUCAGUACGUGCAAGUGAGAAAAAUUCUUCCCACCUUUUGGAGAUUUUUCGUGAAAGAUUCACAAGUAUAUUCUUUUCCCUUAGAUGAUUCUACUUGUCAAUACAGAUGUAAAGUUGCAUUCUAGGGCUUAUUGGAGGAAGAGAAAUAUUAUUGGAUAUCUUUGUUUUUUUUAUUUUUCUUAAAAUAUGGUAGCCUUCUAUUUUAAAUGCUAA
Zingiber officinale is the source of this 3096-nucleotide messenger RNA. Its product is annotated as ubiquitin carboxyl-terminal hydrolase 8-like. The record is from RefSeq and is a predicted model, not a curated record. The transcript is spliced from 13 exons. Gene Ontology annotation, molecular function: cysteine-type deubiquitinase activity. NCBI's taxonomy places the organism in Eukaryota, Viridiplantae, Streptophyta, Magnoliopsida, Zingiberales, Zingiberaceae. Gene Ontology annotation, biological process: protein deubiquitination. Bases 109 to 2679 code for a protein of 856 amino acids.